Molecule: messenger RNA, 7901 nt
Organism: Lonchura striata (white-rumped munia)
Lineage: Eukaryota; Metazoa; Chordata; Aves; Passeriformes; Estrildidae
Source: RefSeq, a predicted model, not a curated record
GCAUCAUAUUUAGAGUAAGAUUAUUUUAAAUACUGGUUUGUUUGAGGACUUACUUAAUUUGGAUUCUAAAUCAGAUUCCUCAAUUUAAUUUGGUGUGUAAAUUGGCAACAUUUUAAGUGUUUAUUUAGUGCAUGCUAUUUAGCUGUAUUUUAGUCAUAGCAUGUAGUUUGACAGAGAUAAAGAUCAUUAGUAAACAUGGAGAUAAAGCUGGAACUUGAGCUAUGUAGAACAUUACUUUAUUAUGGUUUUUGGUUGCAGAAGUCAUAACAAGUCAUUCUGCUUUUAAGAACUGUUCCAAAUACCCUGAUCCUAUCCAGGACACUCUAGGCAUCAUUUUUCAGUUUUGUGAUUGCAAAUCAGGUUCCUGGCAACCCUUUUCCCAUUCUCUGGCUUGGGACAGAUGCUUUUGUUUCUGUCAGACCAACCAAUCACAGUGCUUUAGAGAUAAGGGAUUUUUAAAUAUCCUGGAAUAUCCACGCCUUUACUGCUCUCCAGAACACAGCUGUAAAAAUUGUUAAACAUGCACAUUUUUUUCACCAUGGAAACACUAAUUCAACAAAAUACAAAAGCUCCCACAUAGACAAAUAUAUUUUAACACCUUGCAGUUGAGAUGGGGUAGAUAGUAUAAUGUUACAAAUAUCCUAAUUUCAUUUGCUUUUAACAGUCAUUUCACUACCUGUUGAGAAGUUUUGGCAUUAGAUCCAGGAUGCAUUGUAGAAUUAUUUUAUUUAGCUGGGUAUUUGCAGGAGGAGCCAUGAAGGCAGUGCAGGAAGUACAUGGGUUUGGAAGGGUCUUUUUUAUUAAUUAUCUUGAAUCAAUUCUUGGUAGGACACCAGCCAAACUAGUGGUUUCAUUGGAUGGAUGUCCUUACUGCUCUGGAUAUUUAUUCACUGCUCUCUGAGAUAGAAAAAUGUGUAUCCUGUCACACAGAAUUUUCUGAGUUGCACACAGAGAUAAAAAUAACUUUUCAAGGCUGAUAGCUAAAGACAGGUUGGAAAAUGCAUCUUAGAAGCACAGAAUAAUUCAGGGGAGUUGGAAAAAGAACCUCGAAGAUCAUCUUAUUCCAACCCCCUGCAAUGGGCAGGGAUGCUUUCCACUGUCCCAGGUUGCUCCAAGCCCUGUCCAGACUGGCUUUGAGUACUUGCAGGAGUGGACAACCUGUGCCCGUGCAUCUCCACUGUCACAGUAAAGAAUUUCAUCCUGAUGUCUAAUGGAAAUCUGCCCUUUUUCAUUUUAAAGCCCUUACCCUUUGUCCUGUCAUUGCAUGUCCUUGUAAAAUGUCCCUCUCUGACUCUUUUCCAGGCCCCCUUUAGGUACUGGAAGGUGCUCUGAGGUCUCCCUGGAGCCUCCUCUCCCAGCCUGUCUCCAUAGCUGAGGUGCUCCAGCCCUCUGCUCAUCUCUGUGGCCUCCUCUGGACCUGCCCCAGCACAUCUCAGAAUCAUGAGUGCAGAAACAGAUGCAGUUUCCACAUCUGCUUACUCAUCACCAGCCAAAAGCUUGGGAGACCCUGGAAUAACUCCACUGUCUCCAUCACACAUUGUGAAGGACUCUGAUGCAGAUGAUGCUGUGGAACAGUUAUUUCUUGUUGUUGUGGCUAUUGAUUUUGGCACAACAUCCAGUGGCUACGCCUACAGCUUCACCAAGGAGCCAGAAUGUAUUCAUGUAAUGAGGCGAUGGGAAGGUGGAGAUCCGGGUGUUUCCAACCAGAAGACCCCAACCACCAUCCUGCUAACACCAGAGAGAAAGUUCCAUAGCUUUGGCUAUGCAGCAAGAGACUUCUACCAUGACUUGGAUCCCACUGAAUCAAAGCACUGGCUGUAUUUUGAAAAGUUUAAGAUGAAGCUGCAUACCACUGGUAAUCUUACCAUGGAGACAGACCUGACAGCUGCAAAUGGCAAAAAAGUCAAAGCACUUGAGAUAUUUGCUUAUGCUCUGCAAUUCUUUAAGGAACAGGCAUUAAAGGAGCUCAGUGACCAAGGAGGCUCAGACUUUGAAAACACUGAAGUAAGAUGGGUCAUUACAGUGCCUGCUAUUUGGAAGCAGCCUGCAAAGCAGUUUAUGAGACAAGCUGCCUACAAGGCAGGAAUGGCAUCUCCCGAAAACCCCGAGCAGCUGAUCAUUGCCCUGGAACCCGAGGCUGCCUCCAUCUACUGCCGGAAGCUGCGCCUGCACCAGAUGAUAGACCUGAGUAGUAGGGCUCCUGUCAAUGGCUACAGCCCCAGUGACACUAUUGGAACUGGAUUUACACAGGGGAAGGAGCACGUGCGCCGGAACCGGCAGAGUCGGACCUUCAUGGUGGAAAAUGUCAUAGGAGAGAUCUGGUCUGAGCUGGAGGAAGGUGAUCGGUACAUCGUGGUUGACAGUGGAGGAGGCACAGUGGAUAUGACUGUCCAUCAGAUCAGGCUCCCUGAAGGACAUCUGAAGGAGCUCUACAAAGCAACAGGUGGGCCAUAUGGUUCUUUAGGUGUGGACUACGAGUUCGAGAAGCUCCUGUGUAAAAUAUUUGGGGAAGAUUUCAUUGAGCAGUUUAAGAUCAAGCGCCCGGCGGCCUGGGUGGAUCUGAUGAUCGCGUUUGAGUCCCGCAAGCGGGCGGCAGCUCCCGACAGGACCAACCCCCUGAACAUCACCCUGCCCUUCUCCUUCAUUGACUACUACAAGAAGUUCCGAGGGCACAGUGUAGAGCAUGCCUUGAGGAAAAGCAAUGUGGACUUUGUGAAGUGGUCCUCCCAGGGAAUGCUGAGGAUGAGCCCGGAUGCAAUGAAUGCUCUUUUCAAACCUACAAUAGACCAGAUCGUGCAGCACCUGAGUGAGGUGUUUGAUAAGCCGGAGGUGACCAAUGUGAAGUUCCUGUUCCUGGUGGGUGGCUUUGCCGAAUCCCCCUUGCUCCAACAAGCCGUCCAGAGCGCUUUUGGCUCGAGGUGCCGGGUCAUCAUUCCCCAGGAUGUGGGUCUGACCAUCCUCAAAGGAGCUGUUCUCUUUGGCCUCGACCCUGCCGUGAUCAAGGUGCGGCGCUCCCCUCUGACCUACGGCGUCGGGGUGCUCAACCGCUUCGUGGAGGGCAAGCAUCCCCCGGAGAAGCUGCUGGUCAAAGACGGCACGCGCUGGUGCACCGACGUCUUUGACAAGUUCAUCUCAGCCGACCAGUCCGUAGCCCUGGGAGAGACUGUGACACGCAGUUACACACCUGCCAAGCCUUCUCAGUUAGUAAUAGUGAUCAAUAUCUACAGCUCAGAGCAAGACAACGUCAGCUUCAUCACCGAGCCCGGCGUGAAGAAGUGCGGCACCCUGCGCUUGGAUCUCACGGGAACUGACGCUGCCGUGCCCAACCGGCGCGAGAUCAAAACGCUGAUGCAGUUUGGGGACACUGAAAUCAAAGCCAUGGCUGUUGAUGUUGCGACCUCUAAAAGUGUCAAAGUUGGUAUUGAUUUCUUAAAUUACUAACGGCCCUUUCCCCCACCACAGCCUGUUUGUGAGACUGAUCUUCCACUGUUCCAUUCUUUGACUUUCGUCUGUCAUGUCAUCACCUUGAAUUUCAGCAGGCUAUAUGAGAACAGCUAGUGAGGUGGGGUCUGUUGUGUUUGUGUCCUUUGGUGACCAAGGACUGCAUUUUGAAAAACCCCUGAAGUUUUGGGAGCAAAAGUUCCAGAGGUAGUAAAAGUUACCAAGUUACUCACGCAUGCUUAAAGGUCUACCUUUAUAAAGUAAACACUGAUUAUUGUUGGAUCCUGAAGGUUAGUUAAAAAAAUACCAAGUUGUAAUCUCUUUGCCUUGUUCUUCUUCCUCUUCCUCCCGAGAAAAACUCACUAACCCAUGUGGCUGUUGUAGGGGGUGUAUCUGUGUGGGAUAUCUGUUUAAACAGCACCAUUCUCUGGCAAUGGGAACAAAUUAGUAUUUUUAUUGUAUUCUUUUGGUUUUGCCCAGUGCUUUCAGAAUUUAAAGUGCUGAAAAUGAAUGACUCAAAGAAAUGUCAAUUAGGAUGUCAAUUACUUAAAUUCUGAGUAAAGAAAAUCCCUAGAAAUCCUUAAAUUUAUAUUUAGGAAAUACAUGUGUGUUUUGGGGGCCUAAUAUUGAUUCCCUCAGGUUGAAAACAAGGCCUUUGUUGUUAAAGCUCUCAGAACAAGCUGUCAGAUUAAUUAGCUAGAAUUAUCCUCAUUAUACUUCGGAAAAUUAUAUUAAGAACAAACCUAUUUCUCUUUUGGGUCUUCUAAACUUACUUUUAUUAGUCUCCAUCUGAAACCACAGAAUCGCAGAGUAGUUGAGCUUGAAGGGGACAUCCAUUGACUAUCUGAUAAAACCUGUGUUCUAAGCAGUAUCAGUCAGAACAAGUUUCUUUUUCCAAUUUUUAUUGUCUCCAAAAUGAAAAUCCCUGAACUCCAGGCAACUUGUUUGAUAACCCUCACUGUAAAGGUUUUCUUUCUUAUGCUUAAAAAGAAUUUCUUGAGUUUAAAUUUGUGCGUGUUGCCUCUUUCUUGCUCCUUCACUGGGUACCUCUGAGAAGUCUGGCUCCUUCCUCUUUCCUGUGUGCUCUCAGACAUUCCUAGCAUCCCCUGAGCCUCCUUGAGUCCAGCAGCCCCAGCUCAAUCCCUUCUCCCCUUCAAUUUGCUGGUCUCAGAGCUGUGUGUCCGUGUCUCUGCUGCCCUGGGAGGCACAGAGCUGCACUGGGCACUCAGAGCUGCUCUCAGCAGGGCUGGACCAGGGCAGUGAUGGCUUUUCCAGAUCUCCUGACAGUCUGUUCCCAGUGCAGCCCAGGGGCUGCUGGCACUCUGUGUGCCAGGGGCACAUUGCUGCCUCUCUCUCAGUGUCUGCCACGAUGCCAGGGCGUUGCUGUGCUGCCAGGCUGCUUCCCACACAGCUCCUGCUGCAUGGGCUCCUUCCUGCCUUUGCACUUUGCACUUGCCUUUGCUGAACUUCAUCAGGUUCCUGUCUGCAUAUUUCUCCAGCCUGUCAACAUCCCAUCUGCUUUAUUAAGCACCUCCCCAGGUGAUUUUAUUUCUUUUCUUGUUCAUUCCUGUGUUAAGAUCUGGAAGCACCGCUUCCAAAUGAUGAAUGGUGGCUGUCCAGAAACAUUUAAAUAAUUCAGAAGAGACAAAACAUUCAGAUCUAAAGUAAUGCUUUUUUUUUUUGUAGCAAACAUUUUAAUUCAGUAAAAUAUGUUGCUGGGUUGAGUUGAAUGGCCAAUGAAGUGGAAGGCAGAAGCCAAUAGAAUGAAAGUACAAAUAGCAUUAAAUAAAACAUUCCUUACGUGGCAGUGAGUUCAGAGCUCUUGAAGCAGGAGAAAUGCACUGAUGGCCAUGAUAGCAUCUUGUUUUCCAAAUAACCACUUUGUGGAAAUGUUUCCUUAAGCAUGCUCACCUGGCAAAUUUCUUUUGCAACUAGAAUAGUUUUUACUUUGCAAAAUGCUACAGGAGGAAAAUUUCUGAAACCUACAUUCUGCAUCUGCCAUGAACUGACAGCUUUCACAUCCUAAUUCCACUCCAAAUUAGCAGAGUGGUACCAGUCUGUAAAAUCAUCCUAAAAUGCUGACACUUUCCAGUACAUUUAUACAGAGCUGCCUGAUUACCUGCUGGAAUUCAUUACAUUUUCAAAACGUUGCAAUGUUAAUUAUUAACCUAAACCUUCCUUUUUAAAAAGUCAAGCAUGAGCUAAAUCCAUUACGGACACUUUUGGGAGAUUAAAGCUUUAUCAGUUAUUUCAUUAAUUUAUGUUCCAAUCCUGCACUUAAACUUUCUGUGUUUGUCCUGGAGUUUUGCCACAGUAGAGAGCUGGACAACUGAUCCACUGCAUUUUGUCAUUGAGUUUUCUGUGUCUCCUGCAGAAUUCCCUGGUUGAAUGGGAAAUGUAUUCUGCAUUCAGCUUUAAAAUAAAUAAAUAAAGGACUAUGGAGAAUGCUAGUCACAGUAUCCUGCUGGAUACUUUCUAUAAUUACAAAGUGUGCUUGCUAGCAGUCGAUUUCCUGCUGCCUGCUAAAUGCUUUAAAAGCUAAAUACUGGGAAUUUUUUUGUGUGUGCUGCUUUCCAUGGUUUACAAACAAGAGAAACUUUAAGAUGAGUUAUGAACAAUAUAAUUUUAUGUAUAUACAAUAUUUAAAUAUUGUACAGACUCUUUCUUUCUACAGUGCUAUUUUCUUGUAUAAAAAUGCACUUUGCCUCUGUUGAUUUCAUUCAGCUGUUAAUUUUAAAUAACACAGUUUCUCAAUCAGCUUCUGUAAUUAUAGGCUUUUAAAGAUGGUAAGAUAUGAAAUGUAAAAGGCCGAUCUUAUAAUAAUAGGAAAGAAAUGUUGGUGUGUCAGAUAAUACAACAUUGUUCCUGCAAUGCAAGUCAUACCAGCUAAGCACAUCACACAAAUGCAAUAGUCUGUUGCUGGGGUUUUCAUUUCUUUGUUUCAGAUGGUGACCAUUCCAUCUCCAGCAAUUCUUCAUAAUAAUGGAUGAAUCCUCCUGUAAAACCAAAAAUCAGAUUGUAAAAUCUGGGUAUACAGCUUCUUCACUAGGUUUUGGGUUUUUAAAUAAGGAGCUUCUCUAGUUUAAAAAACUACAACAACAACAAAUGAAAAACUACCUCCCAAAGCCAGGCAACACUCUUGUAUUGUAGCUGCAGGUAAGAUACAGUCUCUGUCUACCACUUCCACCUGCCAAAAACCAAAAUUCUUACAGAAAAAUAGGCUUUGCUGUCUUUGCAUGCUAUGUUAAGCUGAAUCUGUCCAGUUUUGCACAGAUUUGUUUUCAGUGGCCUUAACACAGGAUUUGGUCUAAUAAAUGGCUGCCACUCCCCGUCCCCCCUGUGAAGAGGAGGUGACCUGCAAGAUCAGGUGGCCCCUGAUUUUUGUGCUGAUUCCGGCCUUUCUGCAGGGAAAGCUACAGGUGGUUUCUGCAGCUCUUCUGAAGCACAGUUCCCUGCACAGCAGUGAUCCUCUGCCCUUUCUGAGUCACCCUUUGUAAGAUCCCAUCUGGAUCCAAGCAGGGGCUUGUUCUGAAAUCCCUGUAAAACAUGGUUUACAUAUUUUUGCACUUCCUCCGUCAGUCUGGUGAGAACACUAUCAAGCUUAUCUUUGCAGAGCACUGAACUACUGAACAAAUUCCCAGCUGUGCUUGUUGCCCUCUUUCAGAAUGGAAAAUUAGCUUGUCUCUCUAAGGAAUUAGAAUUGUUAAGUAGAAUAUUAUGCUGUGGUCUGUAGACUGUAACCCAAUUAAACAACUUUACAUUGUAAGAGGCAUGUGGAUGCCCAUUUCUAUAAAGGAUGUUAGGCUGUAAAAUGAAUAUGAAAUUUACUAGGAAAUGAGGCAUUUUUAGAAUUGUAGUUGUGAUGCUUUGCAGGACGUUCCCCUGCAGAGCAUUUUUUUGGUAGGGGUUUCAGAUGACAUUGUGCAACUUAGUGUUGAAAAGACAACAAGGCCAGCUAUCCAUAAGGAGAGCAGAAGGUCUUGGCAGGAGUUUUGCUCUAAGCAGCAAUUUGCAAGUUUGGGUCCAGGUUACUGAUUUAGCAGCUAAUUGUGAUGGAAUGAUUAAUUGUGCUAGAAUAUGAUAAAUGUGCAGUGGUGAUUAGGACAGUUUUCAUUGGUAUGAGUAUACCAAUAUUCAUAUACAGGAGUUUUAAUGCAUUAUUAUGAGAAGGCUAAUUAUAUAUUGCAGAGACUUAAUAGCCAAGAUAAGCUGCAUAUUUAUGAUAUGAAGUGGCUUAAGCGGAUGAAUAGUAUAAAAGUUGUUGGGCAUAAUGUCACAGUACUCACCUGCUUGAAAUAGUCUUAAACUAUAUUAUAAAACCAACCAUUGUGGUCUUGUUCACCUCUGUGCAAGAUAAAUUCAGAUUUCACUGAUACUUGGAGCUGUUCACAACUUGUCUGGAUUGUAUCUUGAGUGUUCUUGUGUCUUCAAUCAUGUCAAAUAAAAUACCUUAAAACUAA